AUGGGUGCAGUCACUUCUUUUCUAAAUGUUUUACUUGUACUUACAGCAGAAGGAUGCUCAACUAAUGCAGUACCAGUUGUACCAAAUGCUAGAGAAGGUAAUCCUAUUGUUCUAGCAAGAAUGUUAGAAAUUGGAGCAUUAAGACAAGGCAUAUAUGAGAGUAUACCUUCAUUCUGGUCAAAAAUUCAGAAAUAUGGCAAUCAACUGAGUUAUACUUUAGCACAGAAGAAAACCUAUUUCUUAUCUGAAGUUAGACCUGAUAUUAGAGAUAAAAUUUAUAGAAUUGAUCAAACAAAACCCAUUAAUGAUAUUAUUAAUAGUUUGGCAAAACUUAAAUUAUCAUUCCCCAUGACUGAUAUGCAAAAAAUAAUUCAAGAUGCAUUUGCAAAACAGCAAGCUGAAUCUAAAGCUAAAAUGGAAAAAUUAAAGGAUGAAUUUCAAGCACAACAACUACAAGUUGCAACAGUAGGAAAUUUUCAACCUCCAUCCAAGUUUUAUCCUAUAAAAUCAGAAAAACCUCAGCAAGCAUUUUAUAUAGUAAAUCAAGAG
Messenger RNA from Cetraspora pellucida, 549 nucleotides. Lineage: Eukaryota; Fungi; Glomeromycota; Glomeromycetes; Diversisporales; Gigasporaceae. The record is from the annotation of a GenBank genome assembly.